Molecule: messenger RNA, 2611 nt
Organism: Phlebotomus papatasi
Lineage: Eukaryota; Metazoa; Arthropoda; Insecta; Diptera; Psychodidae
Product: IWS1-like protein
Exons: 6
Coding region: 152-2560 (802 amino acids)
Biological process (GO): poly(A)+ mRNA export from nucleus
Cellular component (GO): nucleus
Source: RefSeq, a predicted model, not a curated record
UGCAACCACUGCAUUGCAUUGUCAGAGGACGAACGUCGGUGUUUGAGAUGAAAAGUGCCGUCAGCUUUUUAUUUUCCCCAAAAAAAGUCUACAAACCUUGAAUUUUUUGCCUUGAAAACUAUCCCAAUUCUUUGAAUUUAAAAUCUUCGACAUGGAAUCACAGGAACGUUCCGAAAUAUUACCAAUUGGAUCAGAAAAUCAAUUAGUAACAUCAAAUAUUGAGAUUGGGGAGAAACAUGAUAACAUCAGUAUUGAGAAUGAAAAUUCAAAGUCGCCCCAUUCUGAUCAGGACGGUGAAGGUGAUCAAGCUGACCAGGAAGUAGCAUCAAUGGAGGAAACUACGGACGCUUGUCCAAAAUCACCUGAAGACCCUCAAUCUCCACAAUCACACGGCUCAAAACCCGAUAGUCCAACCCCUCAGGAUGUAUCCAGUGAGAAUGCGGAGAUUGAGAAUGAAAGACAAAGUCGCUCGAGAAGCCGUUCAGCUUCCCCAAAGAGUUCCCAAGGUGAUGAUAUUCAAGAGGUGGUAAGGGAGGAUGUAGUGGAUGAUAAUGAGUCUGUGAGAUCAGGAAGUCGCUCGAGAAGUGGCAGCAGGAUGUCCAAUCGUUCUCGAAGUGGCAGUAGGGCUUCGGAAGUGUCUAGGACUUCUGUUAGGUCACGCAGUGGAAGUGCAGCUUCAAGGCAGUCCAGAAGCUCCAAUAAGGACCGUGGAGAUUCACGAUCACGAUGUGGAAGUAGGAUGUCUAUGAGAUCGCGUAGUGGAAGUGCCAAAUCGGGCAGAUCCAGAAGUGGAAGUGCUAAAUCUGAAAAAUCUCGCGGUGGAAGUGUUGGAUCGCACAGAUCUAGGAGUGGAAGUGUCAAGUCUGGUAGAUCUCGGAGUAGAAGUGUUAGGUCACACAAAUCCCGGAGUGGAAGUGCAAAGUCUGCACGAUCCCGGAGUGGAAGUGCAAAGUCUGCACGAUCCCGAAGUGGAAGUGCAAAGUCUGCACGAUCCCGGAGUGGAAGUGCAAAGUCUGCACGAUCCCGGAGUGGAAGUGCAAAAUCUGGAAGAUCCCGCAGUGGUAGUGUUAGGUCUCGCAGAUCUCUGAGUGGGAGUGUAAAGUCAGGAAGGUCUCGGAGUGGUAGUGCUAAAUCGGGCAGAUCCAGGAGUGGAAGUCGAGCUUCCGUGAGAUCACGCAGUGGUAGCCGCCAUUCAUCACGCAAAUCCAGGAGUCCCCGUAAAUCCAGAAGUGUUUCCCGUAGUCGCUCGCGCAGCGGGAGUGCCCGAAUGUCCCGUUCCAGGAGCCGUUCCCGGGCUUCUUCGCGAUCACGCAGUGGCUCUAGAUCCAGAUCACGAUCCGGAUCACGCAGUGUGAGCCGAUCCCGUAGUAGGAGCUACUCCAGUCGUUCCCGGAGUAGGUCCCGCAGUCGUAAGCGAUCACGCAGUCGAUCAUCCAGUCGAAGUACUUCCCGAUCCAGAUCGAGAUCGAGAUCGAGAUCUGGAUCUCCGGUCAGGAAGCGCCGAGCGGCCCUGAUCUCAGGCUCAGAGGACGAAGGGGAUGAGGCUCAACAGAAGAAACCCGAAGAUGGAGCAGAAGCAGCUGGGCUUGUGGCGGACGGGGCUCAAAAUCAAGAUGGUAAUGGAGCAUUGUACAGUUCCGGGGAUGAGGGCAUUGAGGAGAAGGGAGGUGGUGGUGGAAGUGAAUUUGUGUCAGAUUUCGAUGCGAUGCUGGCUAAAAAGCGCGAAGAGAAAUCCCGUAGACGAAAGAAACGCGAUAUCGACAUCAUCAAUGACAAUGAUGACCUGAUUGAUCAGCUAAUUCGGAACAUGAAGAUAGCUGCUGAGGAAGAUAGAGAAUUAAAUAAGGAUAAUCAGCCUGCCACUAAGAAAAUAUCAAUGCUGAAGCCUGUCAUGUCGCAAUUGAUAAAGAAAGACUUGCAGCUGGCUUUUCUUGAGCACAACAUUCUCAAUGUGCUGACAGACUGGCUGGCACCGAUGCCCAAUAAGAGUCUCCCUUGCCUGCAAAUCCGCGAGAGCAUCCUAAAGCUUCUCUCCGAUUUUCCAACAAUCGAUAAGAGCUAUCUGAAGCAUUCGGGCAUUGGUAAGGCCGUCAUGUAUCUCUACAAGCAUCCCAGGGAGACCAAAGCUAACCGUGAUCGAGCUGGGCGUCUCAUAUCGGAAUGGGCACGUCCGAUUUUCAACUUGAGCGCUGAUUUUAAAGCUAUGUCUCGUGAGGAACGUCAACAGAGAGAUCUAGAUCAAAUGCCUAAGCGUCGUAAGACAAGUCCUGAACCAGGAUCAUCAGGUUCUAAGAAAGACUUAAAUGCUUUUGCUACAGAAGAGAAAGCUCUUCGGCCAGGAGAUAAGGGUUGGGUGGGACGUGCACGAGUACCCAUGCCAUCAAACAGGGAUUAUGUGUUACGGCCACCGUCAAGUUCGGACGUUGAUAUGAGUCGCACCACAAAGAGGAAGCCCAACAGGUAUGAGCAACAUUUGAAGAAGUUUAUUGAGGCAAAGAGGCAGAAGAAGUCACGUCGAGCUGUUGAAAUAUCUAUUGAGGGACGCAAAAUGGCACUGUAGCGACAUUAAUAAAAAAAAUAUAAUGAAUUAAACAAAUGUCUAAACCUUAAA